UAUUAUGUGUUUCUGUCGUUUCUGACACGCUUUUAUCACCGCAGUACUGCAGUAGACGAGCACGUCCGAGUCCAACGUCGUCACAGUCGCGCGCGCCCCCGACGGAUUUGGAUAUUACGUUAUCGCGCGUCGUCCAUUAUUCAAGUUCAAGUUCGUACAUGUCCUGGUGCAUUGAUUGACGUUUAGGUCUGCAAACGGCGACGAUCAGUUCAGUUGUUGUCAAGCUCGCGGAUCUUUUGAUCACUGCACCACCGUACGCGUUUUCGACGAUUCGAAUCGUUAUAAGCGUGUAAUAAUGGCAGAUCAGCAGCAAUAUUUCCUGAAAUGGAACGAUUAUCAGAGCAACAUGGUGUCGUCCUUCAAACACCUGAGGAACGAGAAGAGCUUCACGGAUGUAACACUUGCUUGCGAAGGGCAGACGUGUAAGGCUCACAAAAUGGUGCUAUCAGCCUGCAGUCCUUAUUUUAAAGCAUUGUUAGAGGAAAAUCCAUCAAAACAUCCGAUCAUAAUACUUAAAGACGUACCCUUCAGUCAUUUGCAGUCUAUAUUGGAAUUUAUGUAUGCAGGAGAAGUUAAUAUAAGCCAGGAACAACUGCCAGCUUUUUUAAAGACAGCUGAUCGUUUGAAGGUCAAAGGUCUUGCAGAAGCUCCACAAACUAUUAAAAAAGAUUAGUAUCUACUCAAAAUUGCUAAAUAUGUUUUUAAUUACUUUAAUCUUUAUUAGCAUGUUAAUGAAGAGCCCAAAUUUGCAUUAUUUUUCCUUUCCUUUUUUAAUGAAUUAUUAUUUUAUUUGUAUUUACUUAUAUAAUACAUUUG
This is a messenger RNA of Melanaphis sacchari, 816 nucleotides long. It is a transcript of the gene lolal, whose product is annotated as longitudinals lacking protein-like. The coding region runs from base 296 to 673 and encodes 125 amino acids. NCBI's taxonomy places the organism in Eukaryota, Metazoa, Arthropoda, Insecta, Hemiptera, Aphididae. Gene Ontology annotation, cellular component: nucleus. The record is from RefSeq and is a predicted model, not a curated record. Gene Ontology annotation, biological process: regulation of transcription by RNA polymerase II. The transcript has 4 exons. Gene Ontology annotation, molecular function: protein binding.